Messenger RNA from Penicillium manginii, 741 nucleotides. RefSeq lists its product as uncharacterized. The record is from RefSeq and is a predicted model, not a curated record. The transcript has 2 exons. Lineage: Eukaryota; Fungi; Ascomycota; Eurotiomycetes; Eurotiales; Aspergillaceae. The coding region runs from base 1 to 741 and encodes 246 amino acids.
AUGCAAUUCAAUCUGAACACCAUCGCGAUGCUCUGGGCACUUAUGCUCCUGGCAACCGUCUCCCUCGGCAGUAUCGACCUGGAAGCCCUCCAAGAGCUUCACCGGCGCGAGGCCCUUGGUCGCCGAGCCGUUGUGGCUAAUCCGAUCAUUCCUGUCCCUGAUCCCGUGGCAACCUUUUCUACUGUGACCAUCGUCGGCACCAGCUACACCCACACCACCGUGCCAGUUGUCGCUACCCUUCCCGGUGAUGAGCCAAGUGGUCCCAUCACCAUUGUUUUCACUGAGACCGACACAGAAUGCUCCGAGAGCACAACUGUCACGAAGAGUCUCGUCACUGUCACCAAGUGCCACGGGGGUACCGGCUGCACUGGCCUAGUCUCUGGAACUCAGACUAUUAGCUCCAGCGUGGCUGAACAGGUCACCACCAAGACGGUUACCCAGACCACAUGCCCUCACCUUAGCCCAUGCACCACAAAGGUUACCACCUUGGUUACUCCCGUUGGAGAUAUCAGCACUGGCACAGGUGUAGUGCCAAUUCCUACCGGCGGAAAUUAUGCCAAUACCACUGUGACGGCCACGAAGACAAUCAACCCCGGUGGUUCUAACAUCAAGAGCCCCAGUGGUCCCACCACUACUGCAACAUCGCCUCCCCAGUACAAUGGUGCCCAUCGUCAACAGGUUAUUCUGAGCCAUCUCAUUAUGCUCGCAUCUUUCAUGGUGCUCAUCGUCAAGAUUUUGUGA